Molecule: messenger RNA, 922 nt
Organism: Amoebophrya sp. A120
Lineage: Eukaryota; Dinophyceae; Syndiniales; Amoebophryaceae
Source: the annotation of a GenBank genome assembly
GAAAGGCCUCCCGGGCAACGCCCCUCAUGCUCCGGCGGGUGGUGCCCAGAGUGCCCGGCCGUGAUUGGCGCGGCCAGCCUUAUUCGCGGGCCGGCGGGGGAGAGGGGUGCGGACGCUGUCGAAGCUCCGACUGCGGGCGCUUCGGUCGUCUUUUCAAUUCGGAAACGAUAGGGGCAGCCACAUUGCAACUGCACCGAAGCCCACCAGGGCCCCGGUCUUGCUUAUGCAGUUGAAAGUUCCCGCAGGGUGCAUAUUGGUCUGCGCGAAGUGGUUUAUGGAUCAGAUCAGUUCGAUACUAUGCCGCUUGAGACGUUGGUCUUGCUGAUCCAAUUCGCAAGAAACCAAAGUCACGCGUUCGUUGAAAUAAAUCCAUUGUUCCUGAAUGCUCCCGGCCACUGCCGCGUGCUUGACUGUACGGACGCCCAUGACCGUCAGUCGAUUUCUCCGCGAUGCAAGCACUUGCUCGUGACGUCAAGAGCUCAACCUCUGCGCAGUUUCCGCAGCUGGUAGUUCUGUUAAGGCGGGAAUAUGUACCAGAAUCGCCCUCGCUAUUGUAUUCCCGCAUGUAUCAAAAUCAAUGAAUUCGAACUCAGCGAAGGAAGAAACCAAUGUAAGUUUCCAACGUCUGAUCGUCAGCAUACAGACCGAGCGUCACCAUACAGAAAUAAACCCUGCUGUACUCAACAACUCGAAAUUUAUCGUUGGAGUCGUUUUAUUUUUGUUGCAGGUAUUUGCCGAGAAACGAAAAACUGACCUGCAGGUUGGACCUCCGUCUUUUACUUUUUCACCAUCUCGAGCUGCGUGCAACGUGCUUCAUACAUUGCAUCAAAAUCAAAAUGUCUGCAGCGUCGCCGGAUAAAAACCCAAUCGAGCCUUCCACGGCUGAGAUUCGCAUCCGGAAUUUCACCGGCACGGAGCGGAC